This is a messenger RNA of Cannabis sativa, 3178 nucleotides long. RefSeq names its product SUN domain-containing protein 5. Gene Ontology annotation, biological process: protein folding in endoplasmic reticulum. NCBI's taxonomy places the organism in Eukaryota, Viridiplantae, Streptophyta, Magnoliopsida, Rosales, Cannabaceae. Gene Ontology annotation, cellular component: cytoplasm; membrane. Bases 1125 to 3068 code for a protein of 647 amino acids. The transcript is spliced from 4 exons. The record is from RefSeq and is a predicted model, not a curated record.
GAAAUAAUAAUUUGUUUAAACUAAGUGCAAUUUUUUUUUUCUAAAAUUAUUAUUCAGCAUAAAAAUUUAGACAGGGAAUUCCUGUGGAUACUCGCUCCCUAAUUGGGCGGGAAUUUUCUGUCUAAAUGGGAAACGGAGCGGAGACAAGGAUUAAGUAAUUUGCGGCAUAAAUAUUUAAGUUUAAUUUUCAGUUCUAGAUAAAUAUUUAAGUUUAAUUUUUGACGGUAAUAUUACUUAAGUUAUAUUUUAGAAAUUUUCGUAGGUAUUUGACCCUGACCGUUACGGGUUAAGUCAAUAAAUAUGUGAUACAAUCAAGUAUGGAAGUUCAAGAAAUAUAACUUAAGUAUUAUUACUGUUAAAAAUUAAACUUAAAUAUUUAUCCGCUACCAAGAAUUAUACUUAAUUAUUUAUGCCAUAAAUUACUCAAACUAUUAACAACCUACUUCAUCAAUCUUUUGUUGGGAAAAAAUAAACCAAACAAGUUAAUAAAAAAAAACCCUAUUAUUUUUUUUUUUUGACAUAAUAAAAUCCCAUUAUUUGAUGGAGAUCAAAUUGAAGAAGAAAGAGAUAGAAAAGCCUUUAUAAAUGGGAAAUUUUGACUUGUUCUUUGUAGUGCCAUUCUCAACUCCAAAAAAAAAAAUACACUUAAAAAGACAAAGAAAAUGUAGUUAUUUUUGAAAAAAAAAAAUGUAGUUAUUUAUUUGGUACAUUUGUAAGAAAAAAAAAAGUAAAACAUAAAUUAAUAGAAUUAGAACACAUUAAGUAAUGAAAUCAAAUCAAAGAAAACAAGACAAGACAUAAAAAUAUGGUAUGGAGUGAAGCUUGGUCUUUGUUUGAUCUUUGAUCUCCUUGCUUGUUGUUAUGCAUUUCAUUAAACACCACUAACUAACUACUUCUUCUCCGAAAGACUUGGAGACUUCUUUACUCACUAACAUAAACUAUUUGUUCUCCACACAAAUAUAUACAUAUAUAUACACAAAAAUAAAGGACAAAACUUUAUUCUCAUUUCCACUUUUCUUGGGCUCUAUUCUUCUUCUAGAUGAAACAAAACACCAACCCAAAAACCAAAAAUCAUCACUUGUUGCAAAUUUCUGUGUUUGUGUGUGUGUGUGUACGGAUGAGAGAUGAAGAAGCCUAGAAAUGGUUCAUCUUCUUUACAAGUCAAAUGUCAGAACAUCUACAACAACAACAACAACAUUAACAACAACAACAAUAACAAUAACAACAACAACAACAACAAAAGGAAGAGUUUUUAUGAGCUUUCUUUGUCUUUGGUUCUCUCCCUUUGGUGUCUUGCUUUUUUGUAUUACUCUAAGCUUGGCCUUAGUCAUGGCAAUGGAGGGAAUUUACUUCAUGACAACAAAAGCACAAUCAGCAAUACUAAUCUCAACAGUGGUCAGCUCAGCAAGAAUGCCAAUUCUCAUGUUGAAAACAAAACCAGCAAACACAAAACCGAAAUGCUUGUAGAGUUUAAUACCUCUAAAAGCUAUAACACUACCAACAAGAGCAACCAGCAGAAUUAUUCAACUUCAAACUACUCAGUCCCCAAAAGACAAGGAUUAGAAGUAGUUUGGGGUGUGUUGGAGUUUAGAGCUUUAGUAUGUAAAGUUCAACAAGCAAAUGAAGAGAAGAACAAAGUAGAAGGAGAAGAACUCAAUAAUCGAAAAGUACUUCAUCAUCCCACUUAUCUCAAUCUUGACGAGUUUCGAAACAUAACAAAGCAAGAAAAAGGCCAAGACACUCCUGCUUCUGCUUCUGCUGCUGCUACUCAGCUCGUUAACAUCACUCACCGGCGUGAACUUGAUGGGGCCGAGUACAAUUAUGCAGCUGCAUCAAAAGGCGCUAAAGUUGUGGCUCAUAACAAAGAAGCUAAAGGGCCAAGCAGCAUAUUGGAAAAAGACAAUGACAAGUAUCUGAGAAAUCCAUGUUCUGUUGCUAAAAAAUUUGUUGUGAUUGAACUUGCUGAACAAACUCUAAUUGAUGUUGUGAAAAUUGCCAACUUUGAACACUAUUCUUCGAAUUUCAAGGAGUUUGAGUUGUCUGGGAGUUUAAGCUAUCCAACUGAAAUGUGGACCGAGUUGGGGAAAUUUGUUGCUUCUAAUGUAAAACAUGCUCAAACUUUUAAGCUUCCUGAGCCAAGAUGGGUGAGAUACUUGAAGUUAAAUCUUCUAAGCCAUUAUGGAUCAGAGUUUUACUGCACACUUAGUCUUAUAGAGGUAUAUGGUGUUGAUGCAAUUGAACGAAUGCUCGAAGAUCUUGUUGCUUCUGCUGAACCGGUUUCAAACAAGUUAUUAGAGCCUAACUCAACUGCAAUGCCUCAUUCAAAAUCAAUGUCUAGUUCAACUGAUCAAAAAACUGUUAAAGUCCAUAAUGGGAACCGAAAUGCUGGUGCAGCAGGCCUAAAAACCGCUGAUGAUGCACUUAAACCGGCUGCUGCUGCUGCUGCUGAUGUGAGCAAGACUAAGUUAUCAAUUGUCACAACCAAUUUUCCUGAUCCUGUUAUGGAAGUUAGACAACAACCGAAUGGGAGAGUUCCCGGUGACAGUGUUCUAAAGAUUUUGAUGCAGAAAGUGAGAUCACUUGAGCUGAACUUGUCUGUUUUAGAGAACUAUAUCAAAGAAAUGAAUCAGAGACAAAAAGAUGUUAUGCCUGGACUUGACAAAGAGAUUUCUAGGAUGUCAUUGCUUUUGGACAAAAGCAAAAGAGACAUUAAAGACCUCUUGGGAUGGAAGGAGAUAAUGGAAAAAGCAGUCACUGAUCUUGAGUCAUGGAAAACUGUUGUGUCAACUCAGCUGGAAGUUUUGGCAAAAGAGAACAACUUGUUGAGAUCGGAAAUCGAAAAGAUUGUAGAUGUUCAAGCCAGCCUGGAAAGCAAGGAGCUUGCAGUGCUAGCAAUCAGUCUUUUCUUCAUUUGUUUCGCGAUUUUGAAGAUAAUUUCGGUACAAGUUUUGACAUUUUUUAGACCAUCUUCUCAAUCUGAUAAAGUAUGCAAAAGAACAAGUAGAGGGUGGAUGUUGAUCCUUGUGAGUAGCAGUAUGACAGUGUUCAUUACUUUGAUCUAUAGUUAGUCACUCCCAUCAUUUGUAGCAAUAGUUUAAUCAGAUACAUUUUUUUAACUGUUGAUCAAAUUUUGUAGCUAUCUAUAAAAUAUAUGAUAAUGAGAUUAUUCUCUUUUACA